AUGCGCAACUACAACAAUUUCAAUCGUGUCUGGAAGGCGCCGCGCCGCCCGUUCGAGAAGGAACGCCUCGACCGAGAGAUGAAGCUGUGCGGCCAGUACGGCCUGCGAUGCAAGCGUGAGAUUUGGCGUGUGAACAUGACGCUUUCCAAGAUGCGCCGUACGGCCCGUCUGCUGCUGACGCUGCCUGAGAACCACCCGCGCCGUCAGCUGGAGGGUUCCGCCAUCAUGCGCCGCUGCCACGACUAUGGCUUCCUUGAGGAGGAGAAGGACAAGCUCGAUUACGUUCUUUCCCUCACCGUCCCCGACAUUCUGGAGCGUCGACUGCAGACCGUGGUGUUCAAGCACGGCCUUGCCAAGUCCGUGCACCACGCCCGUGUUCUCAUUCUGCAGCGCCACAUUGCUGUGGCCAAGCAGAUUGUGACAAUCCCGUCGUUCAUCGUCCGCGUGAGCUCUGAGCACCACAUUGCCUUCGCUGAUGCCUCACCGUUCGGCAACGGCCGCGCGGGACGCGUGAAGCGGGUGAAGAGGAAGGCGGCCAAGAAGACUGCUGCCGGCGGUGACGACGACGAAUAA
Molecule: messenger RNA, 573 nt
Organism: Trypanosoma rangeli
Lineage: Eukaryota; Euglenozoa; Kinetoplastea; Trypanosomatida; Trypanosomatidae
Product: small subunit ribosomal protein S9e
Exons: 1
Coding region: 1-573 (190 amino acids)
Biological process (GO): translation; positive regulation of translational fidelity
Cellular component (GO): cytosolic small ribosomal subunit
Molecular function (GO): structural constituent of ribosome; rRNA binding
Source: RefSeq, a predicted model, not a curated record